This is a messenger RNA of Cottoperca gobio, 4063 nucleotides long. It is a transcript of the gene rab22a, whose product is annotated as RAB22A, member RAS oncogene family. NCBI's taxonomy places the organism in Eukaryota, Metazoa, Chordata, Actinopteri, Perciformes, Bovichtidae. Bases 301 to 885 code for a protein of 194 amino acids. The transcript has 7 exons. Gene Ontology annotation, molecular function: GTP binding; GTPase activity. The record is from RefSeq and is a predicted model, not a curated record.
CCGGAACAGUCACGUGACCGCUCGUCGUAGUUCAAGAUGGAGACUGAGCUUCACUGUUAGCUAGUUCACAAUAAUUAUCAUAAUAUGGCAAAUACGACGGAUUAAUGGACGUUUUAACGCUAAUAGCAAGAGUAGUAAUUUAACAUGAGAUACGUAUUUGGCCGCUUUCGACCACGAUGAAGUGAAGUUGUUUAUAAACACACAACACCUGAAGAUUAUUCAAGAUUUAAAAGGUAAAGCAGAAGAGAAAACUGCCAAUGGUCAUCAUCACAAACUCAUUUUGAGUGAGAGGAGAUCGAUAUGGCGCUGAGAGAGUUAAAAGUGUGUCUCCUGGGGGACACUGGCGUUGGAAAGUCGAGUAUUGUUUGGAGAUUUGUGGAGGACAGCUUUGAUCCAAACAUCAACCCAACAAUUGGGGCAUCCUUCAUGACCAAGACGGUGCAAUACCAAAACGAGCUGCACAAGUUCCUGAUCUGGGACACGGCAGGACAGGAGAGGUUUCGUGCUUUGGCACCGAUGUACUACAGAGGGUCAGCGGCGGCCAUCAUUGUUUAUGACAUCACAAAAGAGGACUCCUUCCAAACACUGAAGAACUGGGUGAAGGAGCUGCGCCAGCAUGGUCCUCCUAAUAUAGUGGUCGCCAUCGCUGGCAACAAAUGUGACCUGACAGACGCCAGGGAAGUGCCAGAGAAGGAUGCCAAGGACUACGCCGACUCCAUCCAUGCCAUCUUUGUAGAAACCAGUGCCAAGAAUGCCAUUAACAUCAACGAGGUGUUUAUAGAGAUAAGUAAGCGCAUCCCCAUUGCCGACGCAGCGGGAGGAACUUCAGGAAAAGCUUUUAAACUGGGACGUCAGGCCUCAGAGUCUCGCAGGACGUGCUGCUGAUGAUGCCGGUGACUGUCCCCACAUGACCUGUGACCUGACCUUUGUUCACCCUCUCUGUCCCCGGCCACCACACCCUCUAACAUCCUGCCUUCUCUGAUACUAAGGUGGAGCAGUGCCACUCUGAUGACAAUAGCAAAUGCAUUUUUGCGGAACUCUACAAAAAUAAAAAUCGUAUACCGUCUGAAAAUUGCUGGCAGGUGAAAUAUUUCAAGUUUACUGAGCAGGGACAAAACAAUGCCUGCAUUAAAACAUUGAUGUGUAAGUAAAAGAUCCACAUAUAUAACUUCUAUUAUGGACAUCAACCUGUUUCGUGUUUUAUAGCCCCAAGUGGAUCAGAGGAACUUAACACCUACAGUUUCAUGAAUUCAGAAAUCAUUUGUAAAUUUGUAAAAAAUCUACUAUUCAACCAAAAACUGGACUGAAAAUCUCCAAACAUUCUUAACUUUGUGAAGGAUCGAUCCGUCUAUACAGUUAAUGUGUGUAAUCACUAAUUUAUCAUAGGAGUUUGAUGAAAACACCAGUGUUUGUACCGAUCGUUACUCAGUUAUGGCUUGUUAAACGGAUAUUUAGAUAGGUCUUGGUGAUUUACGCACGCUAAAUUUAAGUUUGAUGUGAGAUUGCUGUUUUCAUCAAGAUGUUUUUCGUAGCAUAAUGCCAAGUGGGUGUUUUGAUGUGAAUUGCGAUCACACAGUAAGAAAUGUGGAAAUGAAAGGUGUGUGGGAGCCUACUUCCUUUAUAUAAAAGGAAUAGUGUGACAUUUUGGGAAAUGAGCUUUUUUAUGUUCUAGCCUAGUGUGAGAACAUUGAAACCUUUCUCACGUCCGCACGGUAAAUACGAAGCUGGAGCCAGCAGCCAGUUAGCUUUGCUGAGCAUAAAGACCUGAAACAGGGGGAAACAGCUAGCAUGGCUCUUUCGAAAGGUAGAAAGAUCUGCCUGCCAGCAUGUCUAAAGCACACAAAUUCACUAGUUAUAUCUGACAGAGCCAGGUGUUAACCGUCCUGCCUGGUAUCGUUCUGCUCAUCUCCCUGACAGAAAGAGAACAGGCGUUGCAUAUUCCCCAAAACUAUUCCUUUGAUUGUGAACGCCUUUGACUUGUAAGUAUAUUUUCAUCGUCACUUACGCCCCUGAGAAUGAUAACAAAUUGAAAAUCUCAUCUCUUUGAUGAGAACAACUGUGCAGUCCACGUCUCCCAGUGCUGGAGCUUUAAUCAGGGUUGAAAAAUGCUGACUCUGUUCGGUCCUUAAGUUUAUUAUUAUAUGAUAACAGUUCCAGCUGCUCCCAUGUGCUACACAUUUCCACUUGUAAUUACUGAAAAGGUAUUAUCCAAAUCCUGUAUAUGAAGUUUCCUGUAGCACACACAGUGUAGGUGUUUCACAGUAUUACUUUAGCUUUAUUUUAAUGGGCGAGCCUGCUUGUCCUCAAUCCUUUGCUGCUACUUCACAACAGUUUUACAGAUUUCUAUGAGGUCUUGCCAAAUUCUGUAAUUGUCCCAUAAACAUUUUUCUUUUUUUUUGCACAUAAUCAGCAGUGGCUCACGCAUGCAAUGUUGUUUUACUACCUGGCCUGCGAUGAAAACAUCGAGCUCUGGGAAAUAGACCUCAUUCAGAGGAAACUCUGAUUUUUGAGCUUAAAUCUCCCCUCAGCAGAAGGUUGUAGGUGCAGAAUCAGACGUGGCGCCGUGUCGACAUGCUGACCCCUUAAUGAACCUUACUCUCCAUGCUGCUCUGAAUUACUGUAUGUGCUUUGUUCCAAGGGCUGCCUUCUGAUUUACAUUUCUCCCAACUUCUUUUGCCUCGUUCCUCUAAAUUCCAGGCACAUAUUGUAGGUCCUGCUUUCGUUUAGUUUCAAACAGAUGUUGUACGCUACACAACAGCUUUCACAGAGCUUCAUCAUCCCCUCUUACAUUCAUUACUACUUUCUGAUCCUUAAUGAUUGGUUACAGUACUUUCAUUGACCUCCUGUAUUGGCCUAAUUGAACUUCAGGUUGACUCAUGAGCCCCCACAGACUUAUUAAUGUAAUGUCUGUAACUUUUAAACCCUUUUAACCCCAAAACCUCUUUUCAAAGUUGCCCAAAGAAAUAGAGAUUUGGACUUAAUUAGGCUGCUUUUCCACAUUUCUAAAUUUGGAUUGUGUGCUUUUCUGUCAGCGCAAGCCACUUCAUUUGCCUUUUAAGCAUGUUACCUGCGGUUGUUAUUGAUGAGUUGUGUCCUAAACAGUGCAAUAGUUGUUAUUAUGACAAAGGUAAAAAUGUGACCUACCGGUAAUCCAAGAAAUCUUUUAGUGUUCACACAGCAGAGCAGACACUCAUGCAAAGAAAUGUGAGCUCAUUCCGGCAGUGUCCAACAGAUGAUAGUGAUGGUUUGUAUUGACAUCAUUUUAUGCUGAUUUGCAGUUUUGCUCAGACAUAGUUGAUCAAAUGAGCAGCGUGAUGGUUGAAAACCAGAGUAGCAUUCUAGGUCAAAACUUCAACUUAAAGGGAAUAACUUUGAAAGCUGCACUUUGACGGACUUUGUGUAUUAAUUGGCCCGUAUUACUAACUCUCACUGUGUUUUUACGUGUGUGAAAUCACUUGAUGAAACAUUCUUGUAACAGUGUCCGACUUCUUAACGCCCCUCGAUGUCAUUUUAGGUUUUGACUGUUUGCUCAGUUCUUAUUGCUACGAAGAACGUGGUGCCAAAUAAUGUCAAUGCCAUUUUACUACACCAUGCAUAAUUAACCUUUUUUUAUUGUCAAUGUAAUAUAAUGGUUUAAAGUGCUUAUCUCAUAAAUGCUCACAAAUGUUUGAAGUUUGAUAAUGACACAUGUUUUUCCCCAUAUUUGGAAACAGGAUGCAUGUGAAGGAAUUGUGUGCCAGUUUUGCAUUGAAAAAUACCAAUAGUCUUGGGCUGGCCCUGGGAAUGUGAUUAAUCUAUGUUAUGUAUAUUUUUCAGUGUAGAUAAAUACCAUCAAAUUGCACAUAAAUCAAUGACUAUAUUCUAUUUUAAGCCACUUGUGUGACCACAAUAGACUUUGUUUGCAGUAAUUCUAUCAGCAUUGUAGUUACCAUAUUUAGCUUUUUACUAUGUUUCAUAUUGAUUGUAACAAAAUGCCUGAAAACACUUGUCUGCAGUGUAUUUCCAAAUGUGUAAAAAGGGAAUUGUCAAUUUGUUUACUAAUAAAAGAUUGACAAAAAAUGUA